Messenger RNA from Hemiscyllium ocellatum (epaulette shark), 7691 nucleotides. It is a transcript of the gene znrf1, whose product is annotated as zinc and ring finger 1. The transcript is spliced from 6 exons. Lineage: Eukaryota; Metazoa; Chordata; Chondrichthyes; Orectolobiformes; Hemiscylliidae. The record is from RefSeq and is a predicted model, not a curated record. Bases 524 to 1222 code for a protein of 232 amino acids.
AGAGAGAGAGAGCGCUAACAGUGUCAGCCAGACAGACAGUGACUGAGUGAGUGAGUACAGGACUUGGGGGGCUCUGAGAGCAGCACCAACUGCUCAUGCGCGGUGCUCUCACCUGGGCUAACGGGAGCGGGAGUGAGGGGCCGGCCCGGGGCUGGGGGAGGGGGUGGUGUGGGGGGGAGAAGGGGAGGGGGUGACAGAAAAGAAGAAGAUGGCCGAUAGGACCGGAGUUGGAGACCGCCUGGGUUAGAUAGCGGAUUAUAACCCCCUCCCUCCCCCUUCCCCCACCCCCCAGUCCGGGUCCGUCCGUCAGGGAGGGAGGGCGAAUGGCCGCGGCCGGAGCGCUCCAGUGAAACCGGGCGGCGGUUUAACCCCCUCCCCCGCCCCCUCCCCCAGGUGUGUGUGUGUAUGGGGGGGGGUUUCCGACAGCGGACUGACUAACCCCCCCCUCCCCUUUCCCUCAGACACCGCCCCCCUCCCCCCCCUCACCCUCCAGGGGAGGGUUGUUGAUGCUGCCCGGCCGCCCAUGGGAGGGAAGCAGAGCACGGCGGCCCGCUCCCGGACCGCUUUCCCCGGCGUCUCCAGCGACGACAGCGCCGUGCACGCCGCUCACUACGGCCAUUACCGGGCUCCCGCCGCCGGAGGAGGUGCUGGUGGCGGAGGCGGAGGAGGAGGAGGCCCCGCCAUGGGGCUCAGGACUCGCUCGGUCAGCAGCGUGGCCGCGAUGGAGCCGGCUCACGCCUUCGGGCUGUACGGUGGAGGAGGGAGCCGGGCCGGAGGAGGAGGCGGCAGGGCGGCCGAUGGGCCCGAGUCGGCCGGUAACGGUUACCAGGAGACGGGCGGUGGAGGAGGAGGAGGCCCGGGCGCCCGGGAGCUGCAGCUGUACCUGGGCUCGAGGGCGGCCUCGCUGUCCGACUCGCUGCCGCUUCACCUGGCGGCGCCACGCUGGUUCAACACACACAGCGGUUUCAAGUGCCCAAUUUGCUCAAAAUCUGUAGCUUCCGACGAGAUGGAGAUGCACUUUAUAAUGUGUCUCAGCAAGCCACGACUCUCCUACAACGACGAUGUGCUGAGUAAAGAUGCUGGAGAAUGUGUAAUCUGCUUGGAGGAACUUCUGCAAGGAGACACAAUAGCUCGACUUCCUUGUCUUUGUAUCUACCAUAAAAGCUGUAUAGAUUCAUGGUUUGAAGUGAACAGAUCAUGUCCAGAACACCCUUCGGAUUGACCUUUCCUGGCUUGCAGCUGCUUAUGGCCUUCUGUUAAAAGGGCACUCUGCUCACUUUGGAUAAACCCUUACAUGGAGGUUAAGAAUCUGAUACACUUGAACUGAAAUUCCAGCAAUCAGUUCUGAACAAGAGAAACAAAAAGAACCAGAUGAAAUUUGAAUAAAGAAGGAAGCCAUGAGUAGAUCGCCAGCUGGUAGAUUGAUCACAUCAGCCCCAGAAUAACGGAAUGACUGAUUCUUUUUGAAAAGACUGUACAGAAAUAAAGGGGAAGAAAAGGACUUGCCAAGCAGAGCAUGAUUGCUUUUUGGAUUUGAGAGUGCUGUGCAAAAGACUUGUCUCUGGGAUGUGACUUCAAGGUGGCAACCACUGCAGGUUAUAAAAGCAAAGGAGAGUGGAAUUUCACAUGUGUUGACCAAGUUCUGAAAAUGCCAGAAUGUAAAGCAUUGAGUGUCCGUGGGCUUGUAGUUGUGUCCAUGAUGUGUUUACACAGUGUCCAGUGUAGCCAGCGUGUUCUUGCUGAUGUGUGUACAGACACGAGCACUCUCCUGGCUUUUUUCCAUCCCACUUUGUGACAGAUGUUGCCAAAAAUUUAAAUCCUCUAUUGAAAGGAUCUGUUCCUUGUCGACAAUUUUCAGCCAGAAGCGCUCUCUGCACUAACGUUUAAACCUGGAAUCCUGUCUUCUUGAGCUCCUCAGCUCAGUGCUACAAAAUGACACAGGCAUCCUAAAGAGAUGGUUCAAAUCUCUUUUUUGCCCUUCUCUCAAGGCCCUAGUGGAUUUUUUAUGGCUGCAGUUUCCUCUAGAGACUAGUGAAUCUGUCCUGCUGUUAAAGGUAUCAAUUUUACUUCAGCUUGUUAUGUAGCCUGAAAAUUCAGGCUGGUCUAUGUAUGACAGCUGGAGGAAGAUACGCCCUUUUGUUUGUCAAGGUGUUUUGAUAUGGUGUACCAUCACGAUGUUCAAUAAACUAUUGAAUGAGCAUUUACAUUAAUUUGUGCUAGAUAAACAGAAAUGGAGUUAAGAUUUCCCUUUUCUAAUUUUAUUUUCACAGAAAUCUCUUCACAAAUGAAAAGUUACAGCAUGAUGUAAAGUUUUUUUUACUACUUUGGUGACGUAGGCUUUUAGUAAGUCUCAGGAAAUGCAAUGACCUGCACGUGACCCAGAUGUGGGUAGUUUUCCACUUUCUUUAGGGACUGCAUUUACAAUGGAAGGUUGGUUUAUAGCAUAAAGGGCUUUGCAAUGUUAGCCCGAGAGCUAUGGACUGUUGCUGCCGUUCAGUAAUGUGUUUACAGUGACUGCAAGUUGGUAGAAGUAACGUAAGCUAGGGUUGAUAUGCUCUGCUCUAUCUGGUCAUCCAGAGCUCUCAAGCAGAGCUAAUACACAGAUCCCUGCAAACAUUGGGAGAAACCCUGAGUUUGCUAGGCACAAGCAGUCUGGGUAUCAGGUAGUUAAUUCCCUGCCAUAGCAUUUACUGGUAAAUUCAAUAGUAAUUUUCGUUCCCCAAAACAAAAACUAGUGUUUUAUAGUUGAUGAACAGACAGAAAAGAAAGAGACCGGAGAUGCCACUUUACAAGGAAUGGGAGGAUAUGACUGGAAAAUGAGUCAUUAGAAGGAAAAUGAGGACCUCGCACACCAGCAUUUAUAGUAAAAAUGGUGUUUGUGAGCGGAUUUCAGAAUCAAGACAAAUUGCACUAGUGGUCAACAAAAUAUAUUUGAAACCAUGCUGUUAGCAGUUUUGGGUACUACAAGUUACUGCAUGACGGGUAUCGAAUUUGAGUGUAAGAUAUAUUACUGCAGGAAAAUUGUGCUUUUCCCAGCAAUGUGAGUAGGCCUAGCACUUCUUGGAACUGUGUACAGUCAUUGUGAAAUUAAUGUUUCAAUGUGGUGGGUUAGGGGUUUUCCCGUGUAUACAGAAACUGAAAUACGUAGCAGGAUUGUGUUGCUGCUGUUUUUAUUACGCGUUUUAUUCUAGCAUCACCUUUACAUUUCCCUUCUACUUUUGUAAUGGUUUCACUGUGUGCUCUGUUUCUUUAAAUGACUUAUCAAAAGAGGUCACAAUGAUGAGGUCCUUGUAAUCUGUGAUGGAUUUCAAACUUCAGGUACCGAGUGUCAGUGAAGCAAGAAUUUACUUUUUUUCAAACAAACUUUGUUUUAAAGGUGUUGCACGAUACACAGCACAUUCAUAAUGACUUAAAGCAAUGCACUUUUUGUUUUCUGUGUACUUUUUUUAGUUUCUUGGAUGCUCUUGCACUGCUUUAUUCUGAUACAGAUUCUCACCGAGGUGAUCUGUCCUAUUUUUCAAGGUGAACAUUGUAAAAAAAAAUCAAAAAUUAAGCUUAUUUAAUUUUGAAUGCCUCUGUUGUAAUUUGUACUUAUUCUAAUUUACCCUGUCCUAGUGCCUUGAGUUGAAACCAUUUUUGGUGCUCUCAUUGAGCUGACUAUUUUCCAGCCUGUUUCUUGGUAGCUUUGAUGAAUGAGGAAAUUAACAGUGCUUUUAAUGUGGUUUGUCCCCACUCUAUUUUCACCUCAAAUCUUUCAUAUAAAGUUAGUUAUUUCAAAGAAAAAGGACUUUCCCUUCCUUGUGUGUAUAAAGAUAAAAAUGGAGCUAAGCAUCUAAAUUUAAAUUAAAUUGACUCUCUCGAAUCCUUUUCUUCAUAAAACAGUGUCCACUUUCUGCUCUGUAGUUGAACAGCUGACCUGUGGCAAACAUUUAACUGUCUUCUCUUCUCAGCAAUACAUCUGUGGUUUGUGGCACAAUCCAAUGUGAACCUAGUUGCAGCUGUUUGCAGUAUUUGACUGCUUGUGUCAAACACAGAUAUCACCUACUGGUUCUAUAAUAGACAACCCAAAUCAGUAAAAAUCAUAAUUAUAAAAGCAGAUCUACAGUAUCAUCAAUAUUCUCACUUAAAACUUAAUGCAUUUUUAAAAAAUGGGAAUGAAAAGAAAAUGUUGAAAAUACUCAUGCUUUAUCCACAUCUGAGAACAUUUUAAUGUUAACAUUUUGCUAUGGAAAACCAAAGCCAAAACCCUAAUUAAGAAUUUGGGGAUUUUAGUGUGAUGAUUAAUUCUUUGGGCCAAAAAGGAAAUUAUCCCAAAACUGCAUGAUAUCACACUUUUGCCUGUUCUUUUUAAAAUUUUGUUUGACUAAAAUUGCUAUCAGACAGGGUAGUUACCAAGUGCUGUUUGGCAGGAUGUUGCUUAGCACCUGCUUUCUCUCAUGUGACUGACCUCGGUUAUUUUCAUUGGAGCAGGAAUUGAUCAUUUCCCCUCCGACAGGAAGUGACGCUUGGCAGGUGAGCCACUGCAGGCCACAUGGUCUCCCUCAGUUAAGCAGCUGCUUUAGUCAAGAUACCUGGGCACAGCUGACUACUUUGUCAGCCUGGCGUGAUGAAUGGAGCAUGGCAUGAGAAGAAAGAACAGCUAAAUUGGGAAAGGAGAAUCUCCACUUGAAUAAUUAAAAUGUACUGUUGCUGAAAUAAUUACCCAAAAAAUAACUUACAAUACUAAUUCAUUUUCCCCAUAAUGACUUGCUUAUUGGUGUUGCAGAAGAAUUCUCUGACACCUCAUCUGUUAGUUUGAGUAGUAAUGUUCUAAUGGUCGAUCUGUAGGGCAAUAAGAACCUGAUUACUAACCAUGUUAGUAUUCAUAUUCAUGUUGACACAUUUUUAUUACCUUUCAGAUGUAAUUUCCUCUUAGUGAUUUUGCAAUAUGUCCACUGAGCUUACAAGACGAUGAUGUCAAGGAAUAAUCUCUGUUCUGUACUGCCCUGUUUUAGCAGCAGAACAUCACAACCAUUGCCCAUGACUUGUAUCCAUUGCCCUGAGUGUGAUUUUAAAAAGAUAUCAAUUAUUUUAAACUUUCCAUUCUGAUUCAUAGUUUUUUUUUAAACAUUGAAUCACCUGGAAGAUAGAAAGAGUAGUAGAUGAUUCAGACCCUUGAACCUUUUCCUCUGUUCAGUUAGAUUGUGGUUAAUCUGCACCCCAACUCUACAUCCUUCAAUUUGUGUUGUGGUGGGAUUUCAGUCUCUUUUGGUCCCGGCAUCUCUGCUUUUGGAAAUACAAGCUGAGUUUACACAAUCAUAAUUUGACUCUAUAAACCUUUUGAUAUCAUUCUGGGGAAUUCAUGUUGCAGCACCUGUAGGGCCAUUCAAUUCUUCGGGUGGAAUGGGAUGCCCAAACAGUGAAUGAAUGCAGUGUUUCAGGUGGGGUCUGACCAAGGCUGUAUACAGCUGAAAAGUAUUCUUCUGCUUUAUACUUCAACUCCCUUGAGAUGAGGGCAACUUUUUCAGUCCUUUUGAUAGAAACAAAAUUCAAUCUAUUAACUUUCAAUGAUUUGAGUACUUGAUAACAGUUGAAUUUGAAACAUAAGAAUUUGUUUCUUCGGCCCAAAGUGAAUGAUUCCAGACUUAUCUGCCAUUGGCCACAUUUUUAACUAUGCAAUGAAUUAGACAAAAAUCUCUUUUUAACUUCCUACUCCAAUCUGCAUGACUCCAUCAUCCCUUCUACCUUGACAUUUUUAUCGACAAACUUGUUAUGCCACUCUAUUCCUUCACCCAAGUCAUUAAUAUUUAUUGAGAAAGUGUGAAGUUCCAGAACAAAUUCCAGACCCUAAACUUAUUGUUAUGGAGAGAGUGACUGUGUGAACAUCAUCACUUUGUGGCAUUCCCUCUGAGUGUCUAACCUUUAUUUUACUUCUAGUUUUCUAUCUUCAAAUCAAUUUUAAGCACAGAUUAAAAGUCUACUUCAAAUUCUGUCUACUCACAUUUUGCUAUUUGGUUUAUGGAGUCUUAUCAAAAAGACUUAUUGAGGGCAGUGGAUAAUAUCACUAGAUCCCCCUUAUUAGUGACAUUUUCAUAACUUCUACUGAAUUAGUCAGAUAUAACCUGUGCUUAAUAAAACCAUUUUUAACUUUCUGAUCAGCUCAUUUUUGUUUAAUUGCUUAGUUAUUGUGUUCCUGGUGACAGAUCUUAGUAACUUCCCUAAAACUGACAUCAAACUAACAGGCUAGAAUUUACCUGGUUUCUGUCUCCCACUUAAAUAAUGGAUUGAAGUUAGUGAAUUCACAAUAUAGCCAACAAUCAGUGAAAUAAGAAAUUUGAAAGAUUAUGACUAACGCUUCUGAAUUCUCUCACCAAUUAUUUUAACACUUGGGUAGGAACCAUCAAACCCUAGAGAUUUAUCUUUCCUAAUUCCCAUUAAUGCCUCCAUUACCAUUUUUAAAAAAAAUAGUUGUAUUGGAUCCAAUAAGCUUCUCCCUUUGAUUUAUCCUUCAGCUAUCACUUGUAUUUUAUAUCUCUUCCUGUAUUCUAAAAUUGAUUAUGAUAUAUUUGUUUGAUAAAUCUCCCAUUACCUCAGUGUCUAAUUGAGUACCAGAUACAUCGUCUUUUUGGGUCCAGAUUCCUCUCAGAUAAUCUUGCUCUCAGUGUUAAUAGUAACAGUUUUACUAUUAGCUUUUAUCUUAAUUAGAAGUUUUAAUUUUUUUUGCAGCUUGUAAUUUCUUUUUGUUCUGUUGUUUUCAUAUUUUAAUUAAUUGUCACAAUCUAGUAGUGAAAUUAUGCUGCUGUAUACAACCUCUGCCUCUAUUCUUUUGCCCACUCCACCUUCCAAAUAAAAUGUACUUAGUGUUCAUUAACUGUGCAAAGUCGAGAAAAUGAAAGCAUGUUGUCCAAACAGUUUUAUUUAAAAAAGCAUUCAGAAGGCUGAUUGUUAUUUAUGCAAGCUCGUUAGGUAAAAUCUAAAUUGUCCAUUGUGAUAGCACAGUUGGGAAACUAAUUACUUGGUUAGAAACAUAUAUAGGAGAGGUAGAGGAAGGACAAGAGAAAGUGUGUCUGAUGAUCUUUAUCUGGCAGAACUGCAACAUGAAGUACAAAUGCUGUGUAUUCUACUUUCUCUGUUCAAUAUUUCUGUGACUGGGAUGUUGCCUUAUGUAAUGAAUUGUUUUCAUAUUGCCAUAUUAAAAAAAGGGAGGUUGGAGGAAUUGACCCAGAGUGAUUGUCUGCAUUUGAUUAUAAUGUAAAUCCUAGCGUGUUUCAGUCUAAUGUAUAAUUAAACUAUGGCAUGGAUCCUUGAACUAAAGCAGUGUUUGAAAAGAAAAACAGCACAGCUAAGCAAAAUCAGACUUUUAGAAGAUGGAAUACUGUAUCAUCAAUGUAAGUCAGUAAUUUACAAGUCAAUUUUUUGUAGACUUGAAUAAAAGGGGAUAAUCUUUCAACUGUCCUAGUGUGUUUUACACUAUGCACUGUAGGCAGGCUUUCACCAGGUUCCAAUGAGAACAGAUGGAAUUUGUUUGUAAUGCAGUUUCUUGAAAAAUGUUAAAUGUUUACAGGCACAUUAUGCUUUUUAUAUUAAAUUUACUGAGUAGACGUUGAUCUGAGAUUAACACCAAAAAGAUACAAAGCUCAUUUUAAACAGACUAUCCUGUAUGUUGAUGUAUAGUAUGUAUUUCAAAAUUAUGAAAAAUAAAAUCUACACAA